UGUGUGUGUGUGUGUCAGACGGUUUCUUCUCUCUUUCUCUGGACUUCUGGCCUCAGAGCAGCCCAUCUCUACUACCCUCACUCACCAGCACGAUGAAAAGCAUCAUUGCUUUUGCCAUUCUUGCUCUGGCAGCUACUACAUGGGCUGCAACACCCACAACGGUAGACUGCUCCAAAUACAUGAGAGAAGGAAACAGCAUUGUAUGCUCCAGGGAGUGGAAACCAAUAUGUGGAGCAGAUCAGAGAACUUACAGCAGCGAAUGCAUGUAUUGCUUCCUAAACCAGAAUAAGAAAAUUAUCCUCAGAAAACUUCAUGAUGACCAGUGUGUUGAGUGCACCCACUAUGCAAACGCAUGUACCAUGGAAUACAAACCUCACUGUGGAUCUGAUGGAGUAGUGUAUGGCAACAAAUGCUUGUUUUGCAACAGUGUUGUGAAGAGCCGUGGUGCAAUAUUUUUGGCAAAGUAUGGAACAUGCUGAGUCUCUCUGAUGCUCAAGGACCCCCAGAUCCCUUUGGCAGAUUCCACAGAGAGAACCAGUUUCCUCUAGGAUGGAUAUGGGGGCAAAUAUAUGGAUUUGAAUCUUCAAUAAAAUAAUUUCAGCAAAAAAC
This is a messenger RNA of Rhinolophus ferrumequinum (greater horseshoe bat), 609 nucleotides long. Its product is annotated as double-headed protease inhibitor, submandibular gland-like. Bases 93 to 479 code for a protein of 128 amino acids. The transcript is spliced from 6 exons. The record is from RefSeq and is a predicted model, not a curated record. Gene Ontology annotation, molecular function: protein binding. NCBI's taxonomy places the organism in Eukaryota, Metazoa, Chordata, Mammalia, Chiroptera, Rhinolophidae.